CCCGUCGCGUGACUCGUGUAGUAAGCCUGGUAGUUUUUGUUAUACUUCUUGUAGGGUUGUUUUUGAACAAAAAAAAAUUGACUAUUUAUGAGGUGUCAUCCGAAGUCAGUCAAAAUAAUGACUGCCCACCAAAGGAAACAAUAUACGUUGAGGUAGACACUACACAAAAUUCAUCACCGGGCGAGGUCUCAGAUUAUGUAGUACAGGAGUCAUCCCCAAGUGAAAACUCAGACCAUACAGAACAGCAACCGGCAGUGGUUCCUGAGGACGAAUUAGAGCAGAAUGUACAAACUCAGGAUGUCUCAAAGAAUGCCAUGCUAUACAUGGAACCACGCCAGAUUGAAAGCGCCAUGUAUGUUCUCAAUAACUUCAACAGUCUUGUACCUAUGUCAUGGGAUCUGGUCAUAGCCUGCUCGACAGCGAACCGUGAAUUCAUGGAGGAAAAGACGAAUAUGCUACUUGGUACGAGGAAGGUACACUUUCUUGUGGUCCUGCCCGAGAAAUUCUCGCGUACUCUAUACAAUGCUCUGUUUUUGAAAUUAGACUUCUGGAAUCAAAUACCGUACGAAACCUUGAUGAUAUUCCAGUCUGAUUCGGUAUUGUGUGCAAACUCUCCCUUCCGUAUCGAGCAUUUCCUGAAGUACAACUACUUGGGAUGUGCACUGGGUGAUUCGUACGGGCUCGGUUCACACAAUGACUGGGCGCCCAGUCCAUUCUAUGGCUCUGGUGGUCUGACAAUUCGGAAUGUAGAGCACCACAAAGCAUGUCUCACGGAUCCCAACCUUGCAGCUAAGCGUAGGGCCACUGGGGCAGCGGAGGACGUGUUUUUCUCCUAUUGUGUACACGUAGGCCCCGAAAGUGGUCGGGCUCCGAAUGCUUCAGUGUUGCACGAGUUCUGCACACAGCAGGGGUAUCAACAGCCGAGCUUCGGGAUCCACAAAUUCUGGGAUCAGGGCUAUCGGUUCGCCCCCUCACAAGUAAGGAAGAUGGUAGAACAUUGUCCGGAGAUUAUACCAAUGCGCAUACAUGUGACUAGCGAACUUGCCUGGAACAGCACAGCCGAGCCAGUGAUAUUUAACGUUACGGAAGUCAUGGGAGCAAGGACCCAGCGAGCCGCCGCCGGUGCAAGACGGUUUACUCAUAAGACUAACAUCCCCACCCAUCGUGAAACGGUUGCGACACCUGGUCACAAACAAUCCAGAUCAUUCUCUAAAAGGACAAAGGGUUGAUACUGUAGAUUUCAACCGUGACAUUCUACACGGCACGAAAGCCAAAAGCAUUCUCUAUAAGAACAUAGAGGUAAUACUAUCGAUAUUAACAGUAACAUUCUACAUGGCACUAAAGACCAAACAUUCCCUAUAAGAGCAUAGGGGCGAUACCAAAGAUACAAACGAAAACAUUCUACAAUAUCAGUACAGUUGACACUACAUGACCAAAGCGGCAGCCCUACAUUAUACAUCUAAAACUCCUAA
Messenger RNA from Sphaeroforma arctica JP610, 1472 nucleotides. RefSeq lists its product as hypothetical. The annotation marks the transcript as partial. The transcript has a single exon. The record is from RefSeq and is a predicted model, not a curated record. NCBI's taxonomy places the organism in Eukaryota, Ichthyosporea, Ichthyophonida.